This is a messenger RNA of Cyphellophora europaea CBS 101466, 393 nucleotides long. RefSeq lists its product as uncharacterized. The transcript has a single exon. The record is from RefSeq and is a predicted model, not a curated record. NCBI's taxonomy places the organism in Eukaryota, Fungi, Ascomycota, Eurotiomycetes, Chaetothyriales, Cyphellophoraceae. Bases 1 to 393 code for a protein of 130 amino acids.
AUGAGCAAGCUCUGGCCGCAACAUCUCCCUCCCCCAAGCCUCACGGUCCUGGAGCGCGACUCCAAGGCCGACCGAGCGGGUUCUCGACAAGGCUACACGCUCUCGAUCCGUACUGACCCAGGCUCGCGGGGUGUACAGGUCCUAGACCGUCUCGGCUUGUACGAUGCAAUCCAUGAGCAGAGCGUUCAGAGCGUCAAGGAUUCCAGCGACGCAGGAUUCUGUAUUUGGCGCAGUGUACCGAGCCUGCGGCACGGGAAUGGCUGGGAGGAUGGGUGGGAGGAGAUUUUGAAACUGCGCUCCCAAGAUGAGGAAAGCAAGGAGGGUAAAGGUCGUGUGAUGGGUUGUCGGAUCCGGAGGAAUGCCCUGCAGAGCGUCUUGGUGGAGAGCGUGUAG